This is a messenger RNA of Venturia canescens, 1736 nucleotides long. RefSeq lists its product as uncharacterized. The coding region runs from base 1 to 1575 and encodes 524 amino acids. The transcript has 7 exons. NCBI's taxonomy places the organism in Eukaryota, Metazoa, Arthropoda, Insecta, Hymenoptera, Ichneumonidae. Gene Ontology annotation, molecular function: serine-type endopeptidase activity. The record is from RefSeq and is a predicted model, not a curated record. Gene Ontology annotation, biological process: proteolysis.
AUGUCUGAGCUUCAUUCGCGUUUAGCAAUGUUGUUUCUGCCAAUAAUAGUCGUGUGUGAAAUCUCAGUAGUGAGUGAAGAGACGAAGAUUCGAGUUCACGGACGAUUUUAUUCUGCAACAGCAAAGCUCGCGACUAAUGGUGCAACGGAUGAAGAAUAUUCGUCGAGAAAUUCGACGGACAUUCUACCAUCAGUUGUGUCACAGGAAUCUCAGGAAAUCUUGGCGACAGCACACAAUUCCAUACUUUCCAAGUUGAGGAGAGAAAUCGAUUUACGGAAAGUUGGUUUCGGAGACGGUCGCAGGAUCCGGAUUGAGCGUCGCGUUACUUCUUCGAAAGUCAUAAAUCCGCUCAAAAAACUAAGUACACAGAGAGUCGAUGAUUUUGGGAAUGGCACUGGCCUGGAGAAGCUUACGAAAAGAAAACGAAGAGAAAAAGAAUCUCCUUUCGCUUUAUCAAAACAGGCCUUCGACGGAGGUUACAAACUAGCAGGCAAUCAUUGCGAGGAGCCCUCAGCGAUCGACAAUGGAGUCGAUUAUGUUUAUCCGGAAAGCCAAAACUUCAAUUCGACCCGACGGGUUUGUCUGGGCCGUUCAAUUAUAAAAAAGCGUAACAAACAAAAUUUCGAUUUGAAAAACGAUGAUGACGAGAUCACCGGAGUUUAUUACCCCAAUGCAAACAAUAACGAGGAAAACAGCCACAGAGUGAGAGAACUCAUCGAUCAAUAUCAAAAAGAAUUGCCCAUGGAAAUCGAAACAAAGGAUUCGAACGAGACCAACAAGGACCUGAAAAAUCUCACGCAAGAUUCUAUCACGCGCUUGUCUUUGGAUUAUCAUGAACCUGAUCAAUUCAACAUCACAGACAUCCCUUGGCCCAUCGUACCCGGACCAAUAACCUGCGAUCUCGAUUAUCAACUCCAACCGUCGUUCGUGGCCAGACUAGGGGAAUUCGACUACGUGGUUUCGAUGCAACGACAAGAAAAUCCCGACGAACCAGCCGAGCACACGUGCACAGGUGUAAUUUACAAUCGCCGUUUCGUGAUCAUAGCGCUCCAUUGUGUGAGCGAUAAUUAUGGUCUGACCGUCACGUCGACCGACGAUUUGUGCACGAUCGAUGAAAUGAUCAGUGUCGACUACAUCAUCGAGCACAAAAAUUACGACUCCGACACGCGAAUCCACGACAUCGCGCUUCUCAAACUCAAAUCAGAAAUUCAUAAAAAGUCAGCAAAGUUUCCGGACGAUGAUGAGGCACUGGAGACCCAUUAUUAUGCCGUUGGUUUUGGAGAAUUGAUGUGGAAUUCAUUCCCCACAAAAGUAAGCAAACUUUUACAAAAAGUACCAGUUCGACCUGCCCAGGAUCUUCCAGAGGCCCCUGGAACAUUGCACGUAACAACGUCGUUCAUGGAUCUCACUGGAACAUUUCGGGGUGACUACGGUGGUGCAUUGGUAAAUCCCAAAGGAGAAUUUAUCGGUCUCAAAUCAAAGCUUAUUAAAAAAUCAACGGAGUACGAAGUUUAUACGAAAGUUCGUGAUUAUCUACCGUGGAUCAAGUCAAUGGUAGCCUUGCAUGGCUCUUGAGAACGAUUGACAGAGGACAUCUUCAAGGCUCCGAAAUACGAAUAAACUGUGGGCAGCCAUUCUUCGAGCUAACGAACCCAUCAACACAUUCCUCUGGCGAACUACGAAAAAAAAAAAUGUUAAAAUGCUACUAAAAAGUGAAGUUUUUACAGAAAAAGAAG